Messenger RNA from Lucilia sericata (common green bottle fly), 780 nucleotides. RefSeq lists its product as uncharacterized. Lineage: Eukaryota; Metazoa; Arthropoda; Insecta; Diptera; Calliphoridae. The transcript has 3 exons. The record is from RefSeq and is a predicted model, not a curated record. The coding region runs from base 127 to 558 and encodes 143 amino acids.
UUCGCCUUGUUUACAGUUUUUUUUUUGAAGAAAAAGAACAAGAAUAGAAAAAAAUCAAUGUAAACAAUUGGCAAAACAUAAAAAUUAGUUAAAAUUUAACGAAAAUAUAUAAAAUAUUAAUUAAAAAUGGGUUUAAUAGAAACAACAGUACCCAGUCAUGAUAAAACAACACAAAUUGUUCCAGUCUUUCCGGAAAAUACAACAUUGCCAACAAUAGAAAUACCUGAAGAGGGCAGUUUUUAUAUACUAAUACCACUGGGUGUCCUCCUGGGCAUUGUUAUAUUAGCUUUAUUGGUGUAUCUGAUGGCCAGCCAUAGAAGACGUUUGGUGCAUUUGUACUGUAAGAAGCGUCAGGGUAGACGUUUCCUAUAUGAAGAUAACGAAUAUGAUUCUCCUUUGGAACAAGAUCCCGACGCUGUGGAGGAAGAGGAAGAUGAGGUAGACAAUGAAGAUAAUCCCACAAAAAGUUUACUUAGAGGAAAAUUACAAAUAAAUAAUCGUUAUGAAAAUUAUUUAAGUACUUCACAUCUCAACAGAACUUCCGAUCUAUUUACUUAAUAAUAUGCCUUAUUCCAGUAUUAUUUACAAAAAAAAAAAAAACAGUAUUAAAUGAAGAAAACUACAGCUGCUAGUCAACACAAAUAUAUCUUUUACUGCACCCAAACGAACAUUUCCCAAAAAAUAUCAAGCAACUGCAACAAAUAACGAACAAUUAUAUUCAAUUUUAAAGUAAUAUUUAGUGAAAAUUUAUUAAAUAUAUUUAUUCAAUUAUUUUAAAAA